Musa acuminata AAA Group (dessert banana) is the source of this 4379-nucleotide messenger RNA. RefSeq names its product nuclear matrix constituent protein 1-like. The transcript is spliced from 8 exons. The record is from RefSeq and is a predicted model, not a curated record. Gene Ontology annotation, cellular component: nucleus. NCBI's taxonomy places the organism in Eukaryota, Viridiplantae, Streptophyta, Magnoliopsida, Zingiberales, Musaceae. The coding region runs from base 509 to 4198 and encodes 1229 amino acids. Gene Ontology annotation, biological process: nucleus organization.
AAACACCCGGUCCCGACGCGCACGUAGGGCCAAUUCCGUCAUUGUGCUGACUAAAAGUAGUAGCGGUCGCAACAGUCGUCAGGUGACGGAAAGUUCUUUCCGACCGUAUCGUGCCAGCUCUGUCUCCACUAGCGGUAGCUGGAGGGAGAUCCCCCAUCUCCAAUUCUAGGUUUCCGCGUCUCGCUCUCUUCGAUCUCCUUCUCUCUUCCACUUCCCGCGAUUUCUAUAUGCCCUGUUGAGGUUUUAUAAACGAAUUUCGGGUUCUGAAGUCUUUUUUUGUUCUCUAUUCCCUUCUUAGUCAAAUCCUUGCUGGAAUUCGCGAAUUCUUGGUCUCUUUCUUUCUAGCUUUCCGUUUCUUGAUUUUUUCGGUGGCAGAGAUCUUUCUGUGUGUUCUUAAGGUCGGAUUGGGGUGAUUAGGGUUUGUGGGUAUUCAAUUUUGGACCAGGAGGUGUUUCGGUUGGUGGUGGUUCAGGUUUGGAAGUUCGUUGAUGAGGAGCAGGGGUUCCUGAUGUUUACGCCGCAGAAGAAAGGGUGGCCCGGGUGGUCUCCUUCGCCGAGGGUUGGUGACGGGGUUGAUAAUGGAAUGACGACGCCGGUGGUGAACACUAGGAGUGGCAGUGUACUGGCCUUCCUAAAGGGGAAGGGGAAGGGCAAGGGGAAUAACACAGCGGAAGCGCUGCCUCUACCCUUGCCGCUGCAGGCUUCGCUUGGAGAGAACGGCGACACAGUGGUUGUGGGUGGAGGCGAUGCAGAGGUCUGGCGCAAUUUCAGGGAGGCAGGAUUGCUGGACGAGUCUGCCUUACAGAAUAAGGACAGGGAGGCUCUCGUUCAAAGGAUUUUAGCACUGGAGAAAGAGCUUCAUGAAUAUCAAUACAAUAUGGGUCUUCUUUUGAUUGAGAAGAAGGAUUGGGCUUUGAAGUAUGAAGAAAUUAGGCAAGCACUGAUGGAAGUAGAAGAGACCCUGAAGAGAGAAAAAUUAGCACACUUGGCUUCCAUUUCUGAAUUUGAAAAACGUGAAGAGAAUUUGCAGAAGGCCUUGGGAGUUGAGCAACAAUGUGUUUCAGAUCUUGAAAAAGCUUUGCGUGAGAUGCAUUCUGAACUUGCAGAAGUCAAAUUUACAUCCGAUAAGAAGUUAGAUGAUGCUCAUGCUCUAGAGGCUGGGUUAGAAGAGAAAUAUUUGGAAGUUGAACAAAAAUUGCAUUCUGCGGAUGCCAAGCUAGCGGAAGCAAGUCAUAAAAGUUCUGUUGCUAAUAGAAAACUAGAGGAUGUGGAAGCGCGUGAACAUAAACUUCAGAAGGAGUAUCUCUCAUUGAGUUCUGAAUGGAAGUUGCAUGAAAAGGGGAUAACUGAACAAAGAGAACACUUGUGUUAUUGGGAAAAAAAGCUUCAAGAUAGUCAGAAGCGACUUGUUGAGUCUCAGAGAUUUCUUAAUCAAAGAGAGGAUCAAGCUAACGAGGCAGAUAGAUUUCAUAAGAAGAAAGAAGCAGAACUUGAAGAGUCUCGGAAGAUGAUUGAAGCUACCAAAAAGUCUUUGAAAUCAAAAGAAGAAGAUAUUACAAUAAAAUUAAGAUCCAUAGCUGCUAAAGAAAAGGAAAUAGAUGUUAAGAUUGAGAGCUUGGGGAAGAAGGAGAAAGACUUAUUUUCAAGAGAAGAAACACUUAAUGCUAGAGAAAGAGUGGAGAUUCAAAAGCUUCUCGAUGAUCAUAAUGCAUUAUUAAUUUCCAAGAGAGAGGAAUUUGAAUUGAAUUUGGAGAAAAGGAGAAAAUCAUUUGAUGCAGAUCUAGAAGGCAAGGUACAUGAAGUGGAGGAGAAGAAAAGGGAAAUUGACUGUAUGGAGGACCAAGUGAAAAAAAGAGAGCAGGCUUUAGAAAUAAACUUGCAGAAAUUGAUGGAUAAGGAGAAGGAACUUGAUUCAAAAUCAAAAGCUUCAAAGAAGUGGGAGGAAUCUGUCAAAAAUGAUGAAAGGAAGUUGGAGAAAGACAGGCAACAUCUAGCCAGUGAAUGUGAGGAGUUACUGAAGUCUAAUUCUGAACUUGAGAGGCUAAAGGCUGCAAUAGAAUCAAGCAAAAAGCAAAUUAUUAAUGAGGAAGAAAAUCUUAGACUGACUAAGGUUGAGAGGGAAGACCAUCUCCUGCUGCAGUCCAAUUUGAAGCAAGAAAUUCUAGAUUGCAGGCUAAUGAAGGAAUUACUUCUUAGAGAUACUGAGGAUCUUCAACUGCAAAGGAAGAAGUUUGAAGAAGAAUGGGAAGUGCUAGAUGAGAAAAGGUUAGCAUUAGAAGCUGAGAUAAAGAAAUUUAAUGAUGAAAGAGAGAAGUUUGAAAAAUGGCAAUGUCAUGAAAAAGAAAGGCUGAACAGUGAGGCUCUGAUAGCAAAAGCAAAUUUUGAGAGGGAAUUGGAAGAACUUAGUCAGAAAGAAGAAGCUUUAGAGAAAGCAAUGGAGCAUGAGAGAUUGGAAGCUUUUGAGUUGCUCAAGAGGGAACAUGCUGACAUGGAUCGGGAACUUGAGCUCCGCAAGCAUGAGCUUCAGAUGGAUAUGCAGAAAAUGCAGGGCAUGGAGAAGAAACUGCUGGAUAAGGAAAAUGAAUUUCAGAGAACAAGGGAUUUAGAACUAAGCCAAAUGAUAUCUUUAAGCAGUUUAAAUGAUUCAAAAAGUAAGCGGUUAAAAAUGGAAGAAGAUAGGUUGGAAAGAGAAAAAGAAGAUAUCUUGUCUCACAGAAAAAGAUUGGAAGUUGAGCAACUUGAGAUUGAGAAGGACAUUGAUGCUCUUUGUAUGCUAAGCAGGAAUCUAAAAGAACAAAGAGAAGAGUUUAUGAAGGAGAAAGAACAUUUCUUGGCUCAGGCUGAGCAGAAGACAUGCAAAAACUGUGGGCAUCCACUUGGUGAUAUGGGUACUUAUUGUAUCCAAGAUGCUGGAAAUGUUCUACUACCAAACCUGGUUUUUGAAGAGCGUUCAAAUAACAUGAAUGCUAAGAGCUCCCCUAAUGCUAUGGUGUCUGUACCUGCAGCUUCUGGUGGCCGCAUGUCAUGGCUGCAAAAGUGUUCAACGCUUUUUUCCCCAGGGAAAAAGGUUGUGGAUUCUUCUGAACUUCCAGUUGACAAGUCAACUGUUGGUGCCAGACUCGACCAAGAAGCUUUUGAUGCUGAGACAAGUUGUAAACCUGUAUCAUUCCAUGGUGUUGCUGAUUUUUCUUAUCGCCAGGAAAACAAAGAACCAAAAAGGUUAGGUGAAGCUGGAGAGGAGCCUGAACCUUCUCUUGAAGUAGCAGAUAAUUCUAUUGAUAUUAUGAGGACCUGGAUGGAUAAUGGUGCCAGGGAGGUAGUAGACGAUUAUGUUAUGCCUUCUUUUGCUCAAAAUGAGAGAGAGAAUUUUGCGCCUGCCGAAAGUGACACCCUACCUGAGUCUUUGAAGCAGAGACGAUCUCAACCUCGCAGGAGAGGGAGGCCUAAAGCUGUAAAGAGAACAGGCACCACCAAGGCAGUUGUUACAGAUGUAAAAGCUAUUCUUGGGAAGAGUUCUAAUGAGAAAAAUCAUGGAUCACAGGAUCUGGUUCUUGCUAAUUCAACGACAAGUGCAGGGCAGAAGCGGUGUGUUGCCCAAAUAUCUGGAAUGACAACUAGUGAUCUGAAUCUUGGGGACAGUGAGGCACAUUCUGAGAGCAUUUCACUUGGAGGGCGUUACAAAAAGAGACAGAUUUUAGCUCCUGCAGCACAGAUUCCUGGGGAGAAGCGCUACAAUUUUAGACACUCAGCAAUUGCAGCUGUGACUACCGCAGCUCAAACAAUAUUCGAGCCAACUAAAGGACCUAAGGCAGGCGGUCAUGAAGACUCAACUGGAAAUGAGAUACCAAUGCAAAGUGGUGGUGAAGAAGGAUCCGCUAGACCAGUUGUUGAACCUGUGUCAGAUGUUGAUAGCAAGAAAGCAUCAAACAUGCUUCAAAAGACAGCUGUUGAAAGUACCACAGAAGUUCAUGAGAUAUUCCCCAACAAGAUUGUUCAAGCAGAGAGUAAUGACGAUGUUAAAUCGGUUGAGCACAGUGAUCAGAGUGAAGAUGGGUUUGUUGUGGAUGAUGCAGCUACGGGAACUGAUCCCGCAACUCCUUCAAAUGGUGGCUGUAGUGAAGAUGAUGAGGAUGAAGAGGAAUACGACCAACACAAUGCCUCCAUUGGGAAGAAGCUAUGGACAUUCUUCACCACAUGAUGUCUCCAUAUUGCCAUUUCUCGUGAACUCUGAAUGUGUAGGAUUGGCUUUGAGAAGUCCAAUUUGUAUGCUCUUGGGGGACAAAUCGAGUGGUUGUUGGUUAACUUGUCCUUGUAUGAUUUAGUAUCACCAUAGGCAGGUCCUUAAUUAUUCGAAGCAACUAAUGCAUGCUUUCCAGCUA